Messenger RNA from Cyphellophora attinorum, 1806 nucleotides. Its product is annotated as Protein bir1. The coding region runs from base 1 to 1806 and encodes 601 amino acids. The record is from RefSeq and is a predicted model, not a curated record. The transcript is spliced from 2 exons. Lineage: Eukaryota; Fungi; Ascomycota; Eurotiomycetes; Chaetothyriales; Cyphellophoraceae.
AUGGAGUACGCAACAAAGGAAUCGCGUCUCAAAUCGUUUGAGCCACCCACCAAACGCUCAAAAGCAGGAUGGCCACACAAGUCACCCACAGCCGAAGCCGUAGCUACAGCCGGAUUCUACUAUGCACCACAUAAGACUGGCGACGACAACGUCGCGUGUUUCAUGUGCGACCGACGACUAGACGGAUGGGAGAAAGAUGACGACCCAAUCCAGGAACAUUUAAGGCAUUCGCCAGACUGCGGCUACGCGAUCAUGAUGAGUCUGACCCGGGAAACACACUUUGAUCCAGGCCAGAUGAACGAUCCUACGAGCACGGCUAUGGUGGAAGCCCGCACAGCCACUUUUGCUAUUGGAUGGCCUCAUGACGGCAAGCGAGGCUGGGUUUGCAAAACCGAGAAGAUGGUGGAGGCUGGUUGGCAUUUUGCGCCAACUGCAAGCAGCGAGGACUAUGCAUCUUGCGCGUACUGCAAGCUCAGUCUGGAUGGUUGGGAGCCGAAAGACAACCCUUUUGACGAACACUACCGACGGAAUCCAGAGUGCGCCUUCUUCAUUUUCGCGGGCACCACAGCACCGUCGAAGCGAGGCAAGGCGAAGAAGGGCUGCGCCUCACGUACGUCAAGGACAUCGACAGCCUCAAAAGCUUCGGCUCGCCUGUCAACCCAAUCGAAUCUCACGGUCCAGUCUGACAUCGCCGACCUCGACGAUGCGAUCGAUACAAGCACAACCUCAAUAUCUUCGAACCUGUCACUGGCUUCCACGGCCAGCAAGACCAAGAGAAAAGCUGCAGGGACUGCGAAAGGUGGUCGGGCAAAGAAGGCCAAGGUUGCGCCUGAACCUGAGCCCGAACCCCAGCCCGAGCCCGUCCUUGAUCCCGAGAUGAUUCAGCCUGCAGAGCCAGAGGCGACAGCUCUGGACGAGACCAUAGAGAACAGCGCCGUGUCGGUCAUGUCAACCAUGUCGACCGCUACCACGAAAGGCAAAAAGAAAGCAGGAAGACCUAAAGCGACCAAGACUAAGAAAGGCAAAACAACACGAGCGAAGACGAAGAAAGCCGAAGCAGAGGCGGAUGCACCAGAACCUGAGCCCGAGGCGGCGGUUGUGGAGCCGAUUGUAAUAGACGAUGAGCCAACAAUACAAGCCGAGGUUGCUGAAGCCCCGCGACAGGAGCCAGAAACAACAGCAGCGAAAGAGGUCGAGCCUGCAGAUCUACCAGCCGGAACACACGAGGAAGAACCCGAGCUGUCAUCGGUUGUGCGAGACGAGCCGCCACAGUUCCCAGAGCAGCCACAAAGACCUGAUCUCGAACGCGCAACUGAAGGCUCGCCGCUUCAACACAAAUCGUCGCCGUACGCAGUCCGCUCUUCACCAGCGCUGGUCGUACACGCACAUACAUCGCCUCUAGCGGCUGCAGUACCGAGAUCGCCGCAAAAGUCGCCCUCGCAGCACUCGCCGGCAAGAUCUGACAUUGAGAAUGCGCCUCCGUCCUCACUACCACCGUCCUCCCGCCCGCCACAGCCUCAGAUGACGCCGUCACGAACUCACCUCGCCCCAGUGUGGAGUCCAGUAGACGUAGAUCUCGUCUUUGCGGGUACACCUGGCCCAGCAGUUGCUUCGAAUUUGUUUGAUCUAGCUCAAGCAGAGCGCUUGAGCGACAAGGAACGAAACAUGACUGUGCAAGAGUGGAUCGAAUACAUGGCAGAGUUGGCUGAAAGUGACCUCAGGCACGAGGCGGAGCGGGUAGUCGGCGUCUUCGAGAAGGAAGGCGCUCGCGCUAUGGGCGUCUUGGAAGCUGUUGAGUGUUUAUGA